Messenger RNA from Moneuplotes crassus, 1134 nucleotides. The record is from the annotation of a GenBank genome assembly. NCBI's taxonomy places the organism in Eukaryota, Ciliophora, Spirotrichea, Euplotida, Euplotidae.
AUUUAGUAAUUUAAAUUAUUAAAAAUGAUCCCAGGUAUGGAACAACCAGAGGGGCUUUCUCUCGAGAUCUUAGCAAAGAUACACAAAGGAUUCAAGGGAUCUCACCACUGUGAAGACUACCUAGCAACCGUCCAGAAUGGUAAUUUAUCACCGGAAGAUAGAGAGAAAUUAAUGACUUGGAUAUACAAUAUUGGAGGCUUAUUACAACUGACAGAAUCAACUAUUCAAGCUGCAUGAAAGAUUACUGACAGCUUCCUCAAGAGUACCCCGGCCAAUCCUUCCCUACACAAACUUGUUGGAGCAGCCAGUAUCUCGUUGUCAAUAAAAGCGAGUGAGGUGGUUGUUUGAGAUAUGGAAACUAUAAGGCGCCUAUGAGACAACGAAUACUCCAUUCAGAAUCAUCUUCAAAUUGAAGAAAUUCUUUUGGACAAACUCGAUUGGAAUUUAAGAGUCAUCACUUCCUCUGAGAUAACCCAACGUCUCAAAGAUCUAAUCUGAGAAUUCGCGGAGAAUCAAAAUAUGAUCAAACAAUUUGGGGGAGAACGCUUACGCUCCUUAGCCAUGGUCUUCAAUUCAGAGGAAUUCGGGGGCAAGGUAUCAACCUUCACCCAGAUCGCUUUGAUAGAUUAUAACCUCAGCAGAUACAGUCCCUUUGUCUGAGCGGUUGUAGCACAGAUGUUAGUAUUGGCAAAGUACUAUUCCAGAUCAGAAUAUUUCUUAUUUUCAAAUAUCAUGAAUUUUCUCUUCAAAGACGAUGAGUAUGCCUGAAAGUUCGAAUCUUUCAUUUCCUUAGCUUCCUCAAUGCUGGGGAUUGAUAUUCCAGAGGCUUGCCACCAGGAAGAAAAAGCUAAUUCAAAAGAAAACCAAGAAAAAGAAGACACUGAUAACGAUUCUGACAAAGUUUCUUGAGUGAGCGUAAGGAGUGAGAAAAGCACUUCUUACAAUACCACCCCUUGCAAAUCUCGUCCCUCGGUCUCUCCUUUGACUAAAUCUAGGGGAGCUGAGAGGCAAGAUUGUCACACAAAUAUGGAUUAUGAACAAUUGAAACAAAAGAGAAUCCAUAUGAAAAAGCGUUCCAUAAUUUGUAAACGCAGACUCUAAUUAACACCUUCGUGUUGAAGCCUGAGACACAAC